Messenger RNA from Camellia sinensis, 2313 nucleotides. Lineage: Eukaryota; Viridiplantae; Streptophyta; Magnoliopsida; Ericales; Theaceae. The record is from RefSeq and is a predicted model, not a curated record.
CGGAGGUCACGGCUCAGGUCGAGGGAUUUCAAGAACAUGUCCAUUUUCGCCACAAUUGACAAGGAAAUGGGCUAUACGCGGGAAAUGGACUAUUUAAUCUUGGAUUAGAAAACUUAGGCUGUCAUUGAUUUACUAGUACUGGAGGGCCAGCAUCAAUCAUUAUAUUCUCCUAUGUGUUGGAGGGCUAACAAGAAUUUGAAUCAAAUGGAAAUUGAUUGGAUGGGAUUUUGGUGUGCUGAGAAGUUGAUGUACAAAUGCCUAGGACUAGCUCUAACAUCAAAAUCACAAUUGAAGAAAUAAUACUUAUUGGGAGCAAAUAUUAAUCAUUUUAUUCCUCAUUUGCGUCUGCUUAGCAAAAUCAUAGAAGAAAUAAUAAUACAUAUUGGGAGCAACUAGAAUGGAAAGAACCCUCCUUGUGUGAUUGCUUAGCAAAUUGGGAGCAACUGUGAGUAUCUUUUGUCAUAAGAGACAACAAAUCAAGUUUGGGGAACCUGGAGCGGAUGCUUGCCGGAAUUGAUUGGAACUUUAAUAGCUAUGGAGGUAUCAAUGAAGGUUGUUACAAAGACUGGAGUCUUGAUAUUCAUGCGGCAAGGAAGAUUCUGGAAGUCGAGAGAGUUCCUAGGUUUCCUCACUCUACGAUUCUUGAAGGUGGAGCCAUUCACGUAGAUGGAGAAGAUUUGUUCAUAAAUUGUUUCCUUCCUUCAAGGACUUGUCUUACUACCGAGGAGUGCCUCUUGAAUAAAAACAGGAACCUUCAUUUGACUAAAGAGCAAGUUGAGGAUGAACUUAAAGCAUAUCUUGGAGUCAAGAAGAUUAUUUGGUUGCCUCAUGGAUUAUUUGGUGAUGAUGAUACUAAUGGUCAUAUUGACAACUUGUGCUGUUUUGUGAAGCCUGGUGCGGCUUUGUUGUCCUGGACUAAUGAUGAAUCAGAUCCUCAGUAUGAGCGAUCUGUGGAAGCCUUUUCUGUUCUCUCUCAUGUUACCGACGCUAAAGGUAGAAAACUAGAAAUUAUUAAACUUCAUGUACCUGGGCCACUUUACAUGACAGAUGAAGAGGCAGCAGGAUUAAUUCAGAAUGGUGAGGCUAAACCACGACUUCCGGGAUCAAGGAUUGCUGCUUCUUCUUAUGUGAACUUCUACAUUGCAAAUGGAGGUAUUAUCACACCGCAAUUUGGGGACCAGAAGUGGGACGAUGAAGCUGUUCGUGUCCUUUCUCUGGCCUUUCCAGAUCAUGAAGUCACGGAAGAGACUGCUGGGGUUGUGGAGCGUUGGUUUGAGUUUGAAAGGGCUGCAGAGGUUGGGGAGGUGAAUUGGGAUGUGGGUAAGGUGAGGGAAGAGGUUGUGAAGGGAGGAGGGGGUGGCAUGGACAAGGGUGGCUCGGAAAUGGGAAUUGGAGAGUUACGAGGAUGCAAAUGGAUGAAAUGGGUGUGUGCCUAUCAUGUGGAGAGAAGCUUGUUAGCAUUGAUAUUGAUCCUAAAGAGACUGAAAACUUCACUGCUUCAUUGACCAAUUUGGUAUGCCAAAGAGUUGAGGCUGAUUUUAUGCAGUUUCAGGUAUGACAUUAUCUUUAUGCUUCAUUGAUUAAUACCGCAAUUCAACACAUGGAGUUACUUGAGAUGUAUAUUAUUUUGGAAUUGAUUCCUAUAGUUGAUUCUUACACAUUAGUGGACAAUGCUGUCAAUAAUUUUUAUCUUGUUUCUUUAUGUUACUUCCAAAUUUGGAAUUUGAAUAACUAGAUUGUCAUCUUGUUGUCCAUAAAUAUCUUAAUGAUUUAUGUCUAGUAGUGGAUAUGUUGGUAGACUGCAUUACUCCAUAUCUCUGUUACUUUAUCACAUGAAUAUUUUAUCAAAUGUCGAUAUACUCUUUUUGGUAGAGGGUGGGGUUUGAGACUGCAGUCUGCUCCUAAUGGCUGCCAAGGUACUGCUAGGCCUGAGAGACUUGUUUGAAAAUGAUCAAUGUACUUGUAAUUGUAUUGUUGAAAAUGUAUUCAAUGUCUUAGUCAAAGGCCCAUAUUUGCUGCUUGUGUAUGGUUCAAGCGAUUAAUACUUAAAAAGAAUGGCAUUCUGACUAACUUAGAAGGUGCACUCAUUCAGGAGUGGCUUCAGUGACAUGAUCCAUUUGAUGCAGUUAUAGAUGGUGCAAAUGUGGGGCUUGUUAAUAGGCAUAAUUUCAACUUUUCCCAGCUUAAUUCUAUUGUAAAUCAGUUACAUCAAAUGAGGCCGUCAAAGAGAUUACUACUUCUUGUUUUGCAUAAAAGUCAUGUUACUGGUGGUCCAGCGCAGAGUCAUAACAACAAGAAGCUGUUAGAGAAUUG